AUUUUUAGAUGCAGUUCUUUGGGAUUGAGUUUGGGAUUGGGGUAGGCAAAUCUGUUCCUAGAUGUGCUUGGAGAGGCAACAAAUAUACUGAUAACGAAAGGGGCAUGUUCAGGUGCUUGGAACGCCAGAUAACCUUUGGAGCGCACAGAAGUGUUGCGCAUGGAAGGCAGGGUACUUCCUGUUUUCUCCUCAGAUUUUUUUCUUGCUUGCCAGAGAGCGCUUUCUAUAUUGAGUAAUGGGGAAACAGGCAUCCACCCACCUAACUAGUAACGUUAGGUCUGCACUUAUGGACAUUUCCAAAUGAAUCACAGGACAUCUUGAAACUAUGUGGUUUUGUAGUUUAACGAUGGACUCGAUACGUCAAGCGUGAAUAGUGAGACACAACAAGGGGUAGUGCUAACUACCUCCACACUAGCAAGGAUAACUAGCUAGUGAACGUAAACUAGCUAACGUGAUAUAAUCAGCUACGAUUUACUGUUGUGAAUGGUGUAACGUUACCUAGCUAACGUUUCCGUGCCAGACAGUCAAACAGAGUAACGUUUCUCUUUGAAAAGUAUUUCCUCAACCAGGAAAGAGCAGCAUGUGGCGAGAGCUGCAUCCGUUCUAGAAUGAAGAAGAGCCCGACGCACCGUUGCAGGGACAUCGAGAGGCAAGCCGGUUACCUGCAGCCCGAGCACUGUGCCCCUCCCCCGACCCGCCCCCGCUCCGACGCCAUGUGGUUUAUCCGCGACUGCUGCGGCAUCGUGUGCGGCGUCAUCACCUGGUGCCUGGUCUUCUACGCCGAGUUCGUGGUGCUCUUCGUCAUGCUGCUGCCCGCCAAGAACCUGCUCUAUAGUCUAAUCAACGGGGCACUGUUCAGUACCCUCGCCUUCCUCGCUCUGGCUUCGCACGCCCGGGCCAUGUGCACAGACCCGGGUGCGGUGCCUAAAGGGAACGCCACCAAGGAGUUUAUCGAGAGCCUGCAGCUCAAGCCCGGUCAGGUGGUCUACAAAUGUCCCAAGUGCUGCAGUAUAAAGCCUGACAGAGCUCACCACUGCAGUGUGUGUAAACGCUGUAUCAAGAAGAUGGACCACCAUUGCCCAUGGGUCAACAACUGCGUAGGAGAGAAGAACCAGAAAUUCUUUGUGCUUUUCACAAUGUACAUUGCACUGAUAUCCCUCCAUGCCCUGGUGAUGGUGGCCUUCCAUUUUAUCUUCUGCUUUGAGUCAGACUGGACGAAGUGCAGUACAUUCUCUCCUCCUGCGACCGUCAUCCUCCUCAUCUUCCUGUGCUUUGAGGGACUCCUCUUCCUCAUUUUCACCUCAGUGAUGUUUGGGACCCAGGUCCAUUCCAUCUGUACCGAUGAGACGGGCAUAGAGCAGUUGAAAAAGGAGGAGAGAAGAUGGGUUAAAAGGACAAAGUGGAUGAACAUGAGGGUGGUAUUUGGCCAUCCGUUCUCUAUAGCCUGGCUAAGUCCCUUUGCAACCCCUGACCACGGGAAGGCAGACUAUUACCAGUACGUUGUCUGACAAGAAGAAGCCAAGCUCCAGCACUCAUGCUACCAGCCUGUCUUUCAGGGUGCGGACUGAUGAGGCGAUGGUGUUCCCACCGCCUGACUUCACUGAGCAUGAACUCUUGACACUUCUUCUCCUUUUCUGUUUUUGAUCAUUUUUUUAAAUCUUCUUUGUGAAAAAAAAUCUUUAUCUGCCCGUUUUUAAUACUUGUCACUUAUUUUGGUUUCUUUCUUUGCCUGGUGUUGAUUUUGAUAUCUGUAUGAAAUAUACGUUCUGUUCCCUUCUGUUCACAAUCACAGCCAAGCCCUGCAAAACCAUCAACUGUAAAAUGAGUCUCUGCUUUUCUCACGUUUAUCAUUAAAGAAAGCCUUUAUUGAUGUAACCUAGCCAGAGACUGUAUCUGACUUGGCUAUAAACUAGACUUUACCAUUGGGAUAGAAAGGGUAGACACUCUUAAACCCAACGUACAGUAUUUCCUGUAUUUGGUCAUGUCCUGUUUGAGGACUAGGCCUAAACAAAGCAAACGCAUGAGCUGAAUUCAGAUGGGCUUUUCAGUGGACGAAAACGAUCAGUUCCGAUAGGCAUAUUUUCUCUUCCAAUGUUGCAGUACAUCAGCCUUUCCAUAAUGUAUCCUAAAUGGUAUAAGCUAUAGCCUUGGUGCCGUUGCCACGCUGUUGAUGUACUACCGACCCACAAGGCAUUACAUUUGCUGUUUAGAACAGUCAAAUCUGUUGCUGCAAGCUGCAGAUUCUUUGCCUUAUAGGCAAUGCUCCCUCUAAGCAGCGUGCAUGUGCGGCUGCUCACCUCCUGCAGGACUGCCGCACAGAAGAAAUGCCAUGCCGCGCAGACUCGAGAGAUUGAACUUCACUGAGUUCACCUCAUUAGUUUGCACUACAUAGAUCAACGUUUUUUCUGUGAUUGAAUCAACAUUAUAAACUGGGAUGUUCGAGCCCUGAAUGCUGAAUAGCUGACAGCUAUAUCAGACUGUAUACCACGGGUAUGACAAAACAUGUAUUUUUACUGCUCUAAUUACGUUGGUAAACAGUUUAUAAUAGCAGUAAGGCACCUCAGGGGUUUGUGGUGUAUGGCCAAUAUACCACCGCUAAGGGCUGUAUCCAGGCACUCCACGUUGCGUCGUGCUGAAGAACAGCCCGUAGCCGUGGUAUAUUGGCCAUAUACCAUACCCCCUCAGGCCUUAUUGCUUAAUUAUAUCAGCCCCUUUAAGCUGUUUUUGAAAACUAGUCAGGUAAAAAGCAUGUGUGUCUUAAUUAAAGGGGACAGUGUUGUAUUUUGAGACCGGCUUGAAUAUGGAAAUGAGCCAGUAGGCAGAGGGGUAGGCUACAUUGUCUAAUUAUCUGAAUGGUAAUAAUAGUUGAUUAUUUCUAAAGUGGUUUCUUGCAUCAUGCAAUGUACAUAUUUGGCCCAUGGUGUUACAGACCAAGUAAAAAGUCAUUAAUUAAUGUCAAACCCUUCAUAAUGUAAAAAUGUUUAAAGGUAUAAUGCAAUGUAGACCUGCAUUAAACACCACAUAUAGACUACUGUAGGCCUGAACACCUCAUAUAGACUACUGUAGGCCUGAACACCACAUAUAGACUACUGUAGGCCUGAACACCACAUAUAGACUACUGUGGGCCUGCAUUGAACAUCACAUACAGACUACUGUAGGCCUGAACACCUCAUAUAGACUACUGUAGGCCUGAACACCUCAUAUAGACUACUGUAGGCCUGAACACCUCAUAUAGACUACUGUAGACCUGAACACCACAUAUAGACUACUGUAGACCUGAACACCUCAUAUAGACUACGGUAGACCUGUAUUGAACAACUCAUAUAGACUACUGUAGGCCUGUAUUGAACAACUCAUAUAGACUCCUGUAGGCCUGUAUUGAACAACUCAUAUAGACUCCUGUAGGCCUGCAUUGAACACCACAUACAGACUACUGUAGGCCUGCAUUGAACACCACAUACAGACUACUGUAGGCCUGUAUUGAACACCACAUAUAGACUACUGUAGGCCUGUAUUGAACAACUCAUAUAGACUACUGUAGGCCUGUAUUGAACACCUCAUAGACUACUGUAGGCCUGAACACCACAUAUAGACUAUUGUAGGCCUGUAUUGAACAACUCAUAUAGACUCCUGUAGGCCUGCAUUGAACACCACAUAUAGACUACUGUAGGCCUGCAUUGAACACCACAUAUAGACUACUGUAGGCCUGAACACCUCAUAUAGACUACUGUAGGCCUGUGUUGAACCCCUCAUAUAGACUACUGUAGGCCUGAACACCACAUACAGACUACUGUAGACCUGAACACCUCAUAUAGACUACUGUAGGCCUGCAUUGAACACCACAUAGACUACUGUAGGCUAUAUCAUAGAAAUAGCUGUUGAUUUCUAUCUGAACAUGUUAUGGGAUUUGCUCCAUUGGUUUUGUCGGUAGGACUACAUUAUGCUCAAAUAGCCACAAUAGCCUAUUGGCUACUGUCUAAAACUGUAAGGGUACCGCCUCAGUAUUCACUGUAAUCGUGUGCCGGAACUUGCACAAAAUUCUCACAACGUUCAAGUUUCUGCUCACAACACCUAAAAUUUGCUCAGUCCCCCCCCCAAAUGUUUGCUUAUAGGACAGUACACCAUGGACAAUGACAGUUGGGUAAAGAUAUUUUUGUAGCUCUGUAACCUUAAAUAUCAGCUUAAUAGGGUAUCUGCUUCCUCUCACAGACUGUCAGUCAUGUCCAUGUGCAGGAUGGGUCCCCUCCAAAGGUCAUGACAGGAUGAGAUUGGGAACAACAAUGGAUUGAGAGUCCAACUGCAGUAGCGGCUGGUGACAAUGGUGGAUGGUUGUCUGUUGUAGAAUGAUGUCUUACUGGCUGGUGUAUGUGACAACUGUUUCUAUAGAAAAAGUACUGUAAUGCCCUCUGAGAUUUUCAUUUGAUCACUGAAUAACUCCAAAACUGGUAAAUCAAAUGUACAUAUUAUUGAACUUUUUGGAACAGAAGCAUGCAGCUAAGUGUAAUUCCCCUGUGUUCACUAAAUGGAAUUUGUUAAAUGUCAUAUCAAAACCAGGCUACCGGCUUGACAUUGUGUUUAUGAAUCUGGCACAGCUAAGCUUUGCGGGACAAACAUUGGUAAUGACAUUUAGGCCAGUGAAACGUGCACUGAAACCUGAAAGAACAUUGUGGACAAUGCUAACUAGUUCACACACUAUGAAAAGGCACAGACCGGUCUCCUAGAGACAGUCUAAGAGACGGUGUAGAUUGGCUCAAAGCAAUUGGGCACCAAUGGCAAACAAACAAGCUUCAUUCAAAGCAGAUACUUCAGUGAAAAUGCCUUUGUCUGUGAGAAAAUGAUCACACAAUCAAUCGUGAGUUCACAAGCCUUACUAUAGAAAGAGUAUGGGCUGUUGGUGAUGAACAGAAUGGCUAUGGCUACAUCCCAAUUGGGGCUCCAUUCCCACAGGGCUCUAGUCAAAAGUAGUGUACUGUGUAGGGAAUAGAGUGCCAUUUGGGACACAGCCUAACUCAUGUAGAAUAUUUUUGGUGCCAUAUUUUCUGGCUUACGAAUGAGGAAUCUCUGAACUCUUUCACCCUCCCUGCAUAUCAUUUUGUACAGCUUAUGGUGGAAUGUACCAUUGAGGCCACAGGGGAACUUUCAGAAACUUUUGCCUUUUAUGAAAAUGCAUUUUACAGACUGUCAAAGCCAUGCUGAAUGAACACAAUGGUUAUGUAUUCAUCAAACAAAAAUGUUUCUCUCUUAAUUGAGAAUGCAGAGUGCAUUUGCACGGCAUGGGUGUCAUUUGAAAUGUGUAUGGACCACAUUUGAUAGAUUUUUAAAAAAUGUAUUAGGAAGAAUAAAAUAAACUUUGAAGUCACUAAAGCAGCAUGACACUAUCAUGACAGUCACCUUUCCUGUUUGUUUUUAUUUUUACCCCUUUUUCUCCCCAAUUGGUAGUUAGUCUUGUCCCAUCGCUGCAACUCCCGUACUGACUCGGGAGAGGAGACGGUAGAGAGCAAUGCGUCCUCCGAAACACGACCCUACCAAGCAGCACUGCUUUUUGACACACUGCACGCUUAACCCGGAAGUCAGCCACACCAAUGUGUUGGAGGAAACACCAUACACCUGGCGACCGAAGUCAGAGUGCAGGCAGCCGGCCCGCCACAGGAGUCGCUGGAGCGCGAUGGGUCAAGGAAAUUCUGACCGCCCAAACCCUCCCCUAACCCAGACGAUGCUGGGCCAAUUGUGCGCCGCCUCAUGGGUCUCCCAGACGGCUGUGUCACAGCCCGGGAUCGAACCCAGAUCUGUAGUGAUGCCUCAAGCACUGUGAUGCUCCACUCGAGAGGCCGGACAGUCACUUUUUCUAAGUAGUUAAUUUGUUUAUGAAUAGGUGACUUUAAAGUUUAAGAUGCUUCAAUCAAAUCUACUACCAUAUCUUUCUGAGUUGGUGUACCUUUUUUUUAUUUUAAAGCAGAACACUCAACUACCUAAAUCUCAAUACUGCUAUCUCCUACUUGAACUGAUGGACCCUUAUAAGCUCUGUAGUGACUCACAUAUAACUGGGUAUAACUCUAUUAUAUAACUAUGAAAAUGGUGGCUUUUUGGACAGCAAACUUUUACAAAUGUUAAUUAUUUUAUUUUAUCAAAACAUAUAGUCAGAUAAUAGUUAACCACUUAACGUUAUAAAUCAACAUAAAUGACAGCUUAACAUAUUUUUAUAUUUUUACAACUUUACAUUUUUUUUAAAUGCUUGUGCUGCCUUUUUGUCACUGGUGUUACCUAUAUUUUAGAUGACAAUUCAGGCUUUCUAGAAUGUAAUUUCAGUCUUUUUUAAUUAUGUGAUUACAAUAUUGAAACAGUAAUAACAUGCUAAUAAGUAUUUUUUUUAUAUAAUUGUUGAGGGUUUUAUAAAACAUUACUUUGAGAAAAAAGUUUGUGGUGUUAUUGAUUGUCACUGGCGUUACCAGCAAGAACGAUAACAAUAGUGACAAAUCUGCAGACAAGAUGGCAUAUCUAAGACGGCGGCCACUGUAGCUCAAACCACACUUCUUAAAUGAUAAAUAAAUCACUUAAUCGUGCAAUUGUAUUUCCUUUCCCCUUACUAUAAACUGUGUGACACAUCUUAAGUCCUCACAUGAAAUUACCAAGUUAAUCAUCAAAUUGUUAACAUAUGAAGAGAGAGUGCACACUCACCAUGUGCUUUUCAAAACAGUCCUGUCUCUAAUGAACCUUUGACCCAGGAAGAAGUUGGCAAGGAUGUUGCAUUUUUCUCAAAGUGGUGGUUUUUAUACAUUUUAACACCAGUGACAUGAAAUUGAGGGACAGCUAUUACUUGUAAAUUAUUUGUAAUAUUUAUUUGAUAUUUCAGUUUUUAAGUAGUCCACUAAAUAACUAUAAUACUUGUCUUUGUAUUAUGACAUUUAAAGAGGGAGAAAAACUCAAAAUAUGUUACUAAACCAUGACUCCUGAAACAAUA
Salmo salar (Atlantic salmon) is the source of this 6958-nucleotide messenger RNA. RefSeq names its product zDHHC palmitoyltransferase 3b (gene zdhhc3b). The record is from RefSeq and is a predicted model, not a curated record. Gene Ontology annotation, molecular function: palmitoyltransferase activity. NCBI's taxonomy places the organism in Eukaryota, Metazoa, Chordata, Actinopteri, Salmoniformes, Salmonidae.